CCGGCCAGCGGCAGAGGGGAUGUUUCUACUAACCCAAACUUUCUAGAAACUCAGUCAACAGAAACACUGACUGACAAAGUGUCGCAACUCGCCUCACGCCUGCUUUAAUGAAACUUUAACUACUUUAUGUCUUUGUUUUGUUUUUGUUUUUUUCUUUUUGUUAUUGUUGUUGGGGUUUUUUAAAUUUUUUUUUUUUAAAUAACAGAGGCAACAGUCUGCACAUCCACUUUGAUAACUUUUGAAUGAGCCGGGUCCCGCUUGCGUAGAGUUUUUUCCCCCCGAUUUUUUUCUUUAUUUUUAAUUUCACGUUGGGAUAAAGUUUUGAAAAAAGAGCUUAAAUAAGACUCGUGAUGGCUGUCCUGUCACUAGCGUUGCUUCUUGUAGGAUUUAUAGUGACUUCAGCUGACAAGGCUGGCGAAAAAGACAGAAAGGAGGACCAGCUAACCAGCAGGCUGAAGGAAUACGGCCUGGUCACUCCCUUCAGCACCGACUCUCACGGACAUUACCUGUCACAUCUGCUGUCUGCCACUCACAAGCAGCGUGUAAAGAGGGAGAUUUUUUCUACCAGUGAAUCUGAACAAAAACUUUUCUUCAAUAUCACCGCCUUCGGUAAAGAGUUCCACCUCCGCCUGCAGCCAAACAACAAGCUGGUGGCGCCGGGUGCUAUGGUGGAGUGGCACGACGAGGUCCAAGGCUUUGGCAAUGUCAGCGACAGCAUGGGUGACGACACCGGUUUGGACGCCAACCAGACUGAACCAAUCGGCAUGACGGAGAGGAUACUGCGCCGUGAGCUGUUAAAGACGGACUGCACCUUUAUCGGUGACAUCACAGACGUCCCUGGGGCCUCGGUUGCCAUUAACAACUGUGACGGAUUGGCUGGGAUGAUCCGCACUGACUCGGACGAGUAUUUCAUUGAGCCGCUGGAGAGAGGCACCCAGGAGCUGGAGGACCAGGGCAGAGUCCAUGUGGUUUACCGCAGGUCGGCUGUGCUUAAGGCCCCCUCCGAUAUCUCUGUGGACUACCAGCAACUAGAUCCAGAGCUGGAUUUUCCCGGGGUUCUCGACUCUGUAGCCAAGCAGGUCAACGAGACAGUCCGCCGCCGCCGUCGCCGUGAUGCUGGGGAGGACGACUACAACAUCGAAAUCCUGCUGGGAGUUGAUGACUCGGUGGUUCGAUUUCACGGAAAGGAGCAUGUGCAGAACUACCUCCUCACUCUCAUGAAUAUCGUGAAUGAGAUUUACCACGAUGAGUCGCUGGGUGUCCACAUCAACGUGGUCCUGGUGAGGAUGAUCAUGCUGGGGUAUGCCAAGUCCAUCAGCCUCAUUGAAAGGGGCAACCCAUCACGGAGCCUGGAGAAUGUGUGCCGCUGGGCAUUUGUGCAGCAGAAAGGCGACCCUGAUCAUGCUGAACACCACGACCACGCAAUUUUCCUCACUCGCCAAGGCUUUGGCCCCACAGGGAUGCAGGGUUAUGCUCCAGUCACAGGAAUGUGCCACCCAGUCAGGAGCUGCACCCUCAACCACGAAGACGGCUUCUCCUCAGCCUUUGUUGUGGCUCACGAGACCGGACAUGUGUUGGGCAUGGAGCACGACGGUCAAGGCAACCGCUGCGGGGACGAAACAGCGAUGGGAAGCGUGAUGGCUCCUCUGGUGCAGGCGGCCUUCCACCGAUACCACUGGUCCAUGUGCAGCGGACAGGAGCUGAAGAGAUACAUCCACACAUAUGACUGUCUCCUGGAUGACCCCUUCAAACACGACUGGCCGCAACUUCCUGAACUCCCUGGCAUCAACUACUCGAUGGACGAGCAGUGUCGAUUUGACUUUGGAGUUGGUUAUAAGAUCUGCACUUCAUUUCGUACAUUUGACCCGUGUAAACAGCUCUGGUGCAGUCACCCGGACAACCCUUACUUCUGCAAAACCAAGAAGGGUCCACCUCUCGACGGAACUGAAUGUGCUCCCGGAAAAUGGUGCUACAAAGGUCACUGCAUGUGGAAGAACCCAAAUCAGGUCAAGCAAGACGGCUCGUGGGGCUCCUGGAGCAAAUUUGGCUCCUGCUCUCGCUCUUGUGGAACUGGAGUUCGCUUCCGGACACGUCAGUGCAACAACCCGGCGCCCUCCAACGGCGGCCAGGACUGCCCAGGAGUAAACUACGAGUAUCAGCUGUGCAACACUGAUGACUGCCCCAAGCACUUCGAGGAUUUCCGAGCCCAGCAGUGCCAGCUCCGCAACUCACACUUUGAGUUUCAAAAUGCCAAACACCACUGGCUGCCCUAUGAGCAUCCUGAUGCCAACAAGAGAUGCCAUUUGUACUGCCAGUCAAAGGAGACAGGAGACGUGGCGUACAUGAAGCAGCUGGUGCAUGACGGGACACGUUGCUCCUAUAAGAAUGCCUACGAUAUCUGCGUGCGUGGAGAGUGUGUGAAAGUUGGCUGCGACAGAGAAAUCGGCUCCAACAAAGUGGAGGACAAAUGUGGCGUUUGUGGUGGGGACAACUCCCACUGCCGCACCGUUAAAGGAACCUUCACCCGAACACCAAAGAAAGCUGGUUACCUUAAGAUGUUUCUCAUUCCUCCUGGAGCUAGACAUGUGAUCAUCCAAGAACAUGAGGCCUUCCCUCAAAUUCUUGCGAUCAAGAACCAGGCAACAGGGCAUUACAUUCUCAACGGGAAAGGAGAGGAAGUCAAGUCCAGAAGCUUCAUCGACUUGGGCGUGGAGUGGCACUACAUCAUCGAGGACGACGUGGAGACUCUGCACACUGAUGGGCCUCUGCAUGACCCCGUGGUGGUCCUGAUUAUACCCAAGGACAAUGAGACACGAUCUACUCUAAUGUACAAGUACAUCAUCCAUGAAGAUUCAGUGCCUGUCAACAACAACAAUGUCCUCCAGGAGGACACAUAUGAGUGGGCUCUGAAGAGCUGGUCUCCAUGUUCCAAGCCUUGUGCCGGAGGGUUUCAAUACACCAAAUACGGAUGCCGAAAGAAGGGCGACACCAAGAUGGUCCAUCGAGGCUACUGCGACGCCAGCAAGAAACCAAAACCCAUCCGCAGAAUGUGUAACCUUCAAGACUGCACACAACCUCAAUGGACCUCAGAGGAAUGGGAGCAUUGUACCAAAACCUGCGGCAGCCUGGGCUUUCAGAUCCGGACGGUUCGUUGCGUGCAAUUUCUCCACGACAGCACCAACCGCUCCGUCCACAGCAAAUACUGCAGCGGAGAGAAGCCGGAGACCCGGAGGCCCUGUAACAGAGUCCCUUGUCCUUCUCAGUGGCGGACUGGAGCCUGGUCAGAGUGCUCUGUGACCUGUGGUGAGGGGAUGGAGAGGCGUCUGGUCACUUGUCGGAUCGGAGACCAGUGUAAUGGAGAAAAACCUGAAACUGUGAGACCAUGCAGACCAGGACCCUGUCAUGAUGAGCCAUGUAAUGGAGACAAGUCCAUCUUCUGCCAAAUGGAGGUCCUAGCACGUUACUGCUCUAUUCCAGGCUACAACAAACUGUGCUGCGACUCCUGCCACAAGCGCAGCGGAGCGUUGUCUCUGUUCUCCGAGGCGGCAGAGACGGAGGAGCAUGUCCGCUUUGGAUCAGCCUCCCAGUUGCUAGAGACAUUAACAGCCUCUGUAGCAGCCAAUAGCACUCGCAGUGGUAAACAAGGCUCAGGCAAAGGAUCUGCCCCAUCAGGCAACGCUGCAAAACACAUCACCACCCCUGCCCCACUGAAGAAAACCCCAUCAAAGAUCACAACGGCACCAAGGCGGGUUCCACGGCAUAUGGGACUCACUGGCAGGAAGCUGCCCAUCAUGGCACCAUCUCCUCUGGCUGAUUCUACUGAUGGUCAAAGAUCGAGCAGCUUCACAGAUAGUCGGUGGCCCAGAGCACACUCUGAAGUGGAGCGAUGAAAGUGAUGCCUUCCUCUUCAGGACUCUAAAUGUACAGUAGAUAUCCAUCUUCAUCCUGAGUCUUCUCAUGCCAGAAACACCACAGAGAGAGAAACAGAGAGAAAGAAAGAAAGAAAAGUGCUGGUUCACUUUGUUUUUAACCCCCCCCCGCCUCUCCCAACACACUGAUUUUAAAUAUGACUUCAUCAUCUCACAGUGAGUCCCAGAGUAAUUGGAUUGUAUUAAUUUACUUUCAUACUUUAUAUUUAGAAGAGGUACAGGAGCACUCAGUCUGAAGGGAAUUUUCAUCCGUGUCAGAUGAAAAGAUAAAGGAAACACAGCUUUGUUAGUUCAUAGUUAAUCAUUUCAGGGACACAAAAUAGCCAAAAGACAGAUAAAUAUUUAAUAGACUUAGCAUGAAUCCAGAAACUGAAACAAAAUUUUAACAUCUCAAAGGAUAUUAGGAAGAAACGGUUGCCUGAUCACGACCCUGAGUCAUGAAUCUUUAACCGUAAGAGUCUCAAAAUGUUCUUUGAUGUCGCCUACUAUGUCACAACUUAGGUGACAGGUGCAGGAAGGUGUCUGCAUUUUCGUUCUGAUUGGUCUCGUUAUUCAAUGAAUCAGGCCUCCGGUGUCUGCAAGAGUGUGCAGCAGAUCCUCCGGCAAACGCUCGACAGACACCGAGAGGGAAAUUGCUAACAGGUGCAGUCAUUGCAGCUAAUUCAGUUUGUAGAAAUAUAUGCAGACUGCAUGAAUAGGACUCAUGUCAAACAGAUAUAAAUACCAGCACUUGUCAUAUAAAAAAAAGCAUGAAGUUUGCUUUUAUAAAGAUCCAAAAACGGAUCAUCUGAUACAGCUGAAAAUCCCCUUUUACAGUUCAGUUUUACAAGCUACCAAUUUUCUUGGAAAAUUUAACUAUGGAGCAUGAUGUAUAGAAAAUACAACUGCCUCAAUCACCUCACUUUAAGUGCAUAUGGAAAGUGACCAGAGAUAUAACAGUGAAAACUAUUGGCAAAAUGGUGCUAGUUGUAUAGAUUUGUUUUUAUAUUCAGCAAUGUCUGUUUAGUGGCACUCUACAAUUUCUAUGGAAAUGGGUAUUUAUAAAAGGUUCAUGUAAAUACUGUACAUGAAAAUAUCAGUAUUAUUUUAAGAAGCUGAGGAUACUUUCAAACACCCUUUUUAAUCAAUUCGCAGAACAUUCAUUCAAAUGUUUACCUUUCCAGUAGCUGUGUUGUUAAUAUCACUAUGAAUAUUAUUCCGCUCUAAAUGAUGCUGCAAACUUCUCUUGAGCAGUUUAUCUUACUGUCGAUUGGAUAUUUAAAAGGAAUAGUUCAACAUUUUUGGGAAAUGUGUUUAUUUGCUACAGUAAAUAUGAAGCUACGUUUAGCUUAGCUUUGCAAAAAAAAGACUGCUAAUAGGAGGAACAGCUAGCCUGGCUCUAUCCAAGGGUAAAACAAGUCUACCUACCGGCACCUCUUAAGCUCACUAAUUAAGACAUUACACUCUUAGACAGAGCCAGACUUUCAUAUAAGAAAUCAAAUAAGCCUUUUUCCCAGAAUAUUGAACUAUCGCUUUACUUCAUCCCAGCCUUUACCUUUUUCUAAAUCAUAAGUUUGAAUGGUGCUACCCCUCGAUCUUUUCGAUUCACUGUGUCGCCCUCCUUGUGAACGUUUUUUGCUUAGAAAGGUUGAAGUUGUUGUUUGGUCAAAGAAGGGAACUUAAGUAGGGAACAUAUUAUUUGUCAAGUGUUCUCAUUGCUGUAUGUUGUACACAGCAGACUCUUGUUCAGCUUUUAACGGACUAAAAAAGGAAGUGAAAUUUUUACAAUGCAACUGAAAUAUGCCAUGAAAUUUCUACAUUGAUGUGACUGUGAAAGACACAAACACUCAUCCUGACAUGCUGUUUGAUGUUGGAUUUGCAGGCAUUUUUAUGUAGUUACACCUAAAGCUGCAUUAAGCGAUUUUUUGACCACUACAGGGGCAGACUGACUCCAAGACACUCACAGAAACACAACCCUAAUAUAGCUAUUCACAUGUUAGGAGCUAGUGGCUAACCUGUAUAUAAGCUGACACAGAGCAACAUGAACAUCCCAUUGCAUCAUGUUUCUGUCCAUCUGAUGAAUUAAAGUUCAAUAUUUACUCUCCUUUUAGCUCUGGUUUGGUCUCCACCAACUCUGAGAAAAAUACCUGGCUUUUUAGCUGCAAGAUGUUCCACUUUCGUCAGCAGCUGGUCACUUGUUUCAGCUCUUAGCUAAUGAUGCUGGGCAGGUAGCGCACACACAGAGCUAUAUGAUGUUUCACAAAAGUGAAACCAAUGUGCUAAAAUCUGUCCAGAGCUGCAGAGAUGUGUGUUAAUUCUGAGUGGGUACAGCACUGCGGGCAACCCUUUCACAUUACAAUGAGUCAUUUGAUUACAUUUUAAUGUCAAAAAUCUCGCUUAAUGGAGCUUUAAUCUCAUUACACCUCUUCACAUUCAGUCUGAACAAGGUUCUAGUGUACAUUUUGUGUUUGCAGGAACAAAGCCUUAUUGUAAGCACAAGAAGUUGGACUUUCAAAAGAGUUUUACUGUAUGUGGAACAUAUUGUUUUUUCCAAAGUAUUUUCUACAGUAAAUGGCUUUUUUAAUGGCAGAAGAAGGUUCUGGAGAGAGAAAGCUAUUUAUUAAAAAAAAAAAGGAUUUCCUCACAACCACAAUGCAUCUGACUGCAAUAGCAAAGACACAGUUUUGUGUUUUCAGCAAAGAAAUAGCUCGCAACUAUUCACACUCACUCCUGUGUGCCAAUGUAUAGUACAUGUAUAUAGCAUUGAGUACAGAAAUAUUUAUUGAAAGUUAAAGGGUUCUGCUUUGUUUUUACAGUAUGUGCAGUGCCAGCUGGUCAAUAAGCUGCAGCAGACAAACCAUUGAAAACUGAUAACAUGACAACCUUUUUUUUUUCAUCCACAUUUUCAAUUUCAAGUAGAUUUCUACUUUUUAAAAAAAAACUUGAUAGAAUAGAAAUGACAUUGUUUUUUGCAAACAAUUAGAUGUAAAUAUACAUGCUCAAUUUUGAGAUGUUUUACUUUUUGUCAGAAAGCUGUCUUUUCACAGCUGUUUAGUAGAAGUUGUUAACAGAGCUGUUACAUCACAGCCACAUUUACUGACCAGACAAAUGCUUUAUUUUAACCAAUAAAACAUAAAUAGAGUAGUACCAGUAAACCAGUAAAGUUGUUUUUAUGCUGUUCGUAGUUGUCAGUAUUGUCUAACAAUUUUACAUUUUCCUCCCCAGUUCUUUUCACAUCUUUUACUUGCUGCCUAUAAAACAUUGCUGCUAAUGUUAUACAGAGCUUGUAAUGAUAAAUAGGAUAGUUGUAGAUGUUACAUUGACAAUCCCUGAGCCUCAGACAGAUAUACUGCAUAGGAUUCUCCAUGUACUGUAUUAAUACCCCUGUGCUAACCGUGCAUUGAAGUAUUACGAUUGUCAUGACUUGUCAGUCACUCGCUCUAUUUGCUUUUCUAUGUAUUUGUGUAGAUUGAAGUGUACACUACUGAUGCUGUUUGUUGUAAUGGGGAGCACAUAGUAAUAAAUGAUAUGAUUAACGA
Messenger RNA from Thunnus maccoyii (southern bluefin tuna), 7447 nucleotides. It is a transcript of the gene adamts3, whose product is annotated as ADAM metallopeptidase with thrombospondin type 1 motif, 3. Gene Ontology annotation, biological process: proteolysis; extracellular matrix organization. Gene Ontology annotation, molecular function: metalloendopeptidase activity. The transcript has 22 exons. NCBI's taxonomy places the organism in Eukaryota, Metazoa, Chordata, Actinopteri, Scombriformes, Scombridae. The coding region runs from base 351 to 3890 and encodes 1179 amino acids. Gene Ontology annotation, cellular component: extracellular matrix. The record is from RefSeq and is a predicted model, not a curated record.